AUGGUGAUCAAAGUGUACAUAGCAUCGUCCUCUGGAUCCACUUCGGUAAGAGACUUCAUAAAUGUUGUUCUUAAUGUGUGAGGAUUUAACUACACAUAUGUGCAGCAUCCAGCGGUGUAAGGCAGGACAAAGCAGCUGAACUUUUAUUGAACUCACUUUCUGAUGUCCAUCUGGCUGUCAUCCUCAGUCUGGAGUGGUCUGACUCAUCAGUAAGCAUGCAGCUCUGCCCUCCCCAAGACGCUGGGCACAGAUGGGGUCUCUUAAUGCAUUUUACUCCCUCUGUCUUUAUGGUCUCUUACACUUAGAGAAUGAGGCAGAGAGGAAGUUUGGGGCUGAGUAGGGCACACGUCUCUCAGCUGUGGUUUGUCACUGUUUCCUAUAGUUACAGUUGUUUGUUUGUUCAGCUAAAACAGGGCUAAAAACAGGAAAUGCAGACUGUAAAAAUACAUCUUUUUUUCUUAAGUGCUCCAUUUUGUUAUCUGAUGUCAGGGCAUGCUAGGUCACAGUGUGCAUGAUAGAUAGGAGGAGAAAUCUGACUUUCAAGUGAAAGUAAUUAGUGUUGCAUUCACAACUCUGCAGCCAGUGAGGACCUCCAGCUUCACUUUCUCAGUCUGCUUUCAGACAGGAGAGGAAUGAUGGUGAUGCAAUUCUCCAGGGCCCCUUAUUGGACCUGCAGCUGCAGCCCAGGAACACUUAGGCUCUGUUCAGGACUUGUUGGAGCUCUCGAUCAGAAGGAAAAUUAAACUUUGCACAAUAACUGUGCUCUAAGUCUGAGACUGCUGCAAUAAAAUUUUCUUUUCUUAAUGAUACCACAAGAUUCUCAGCAUACUCAGAGAUGCAAAUUACUGCAAGCACUAAGCUGGGUAUCUGAGGGUCUAGAUUUUUAAUCCGAAACUCUGAAAUGCAGUGCACAGCAAGAAAAGUCAUUAAAGAAGUCAUAUUCCCUUGUGUCAGAAGAAACCAUAGUCCCCUAUAACACAGCCAGGAUGAUAUACCCUCUUUGAGCAGCUCACAAACAGAGGUAGUGACCAUGCACAGAGCCCCUCUUCAGUCUGACAGCAUGAGUGACUUUAUUGACCUCACAGUAGAUGACAUUCACAAAAGCUCUGCAUUGGUCUUACAGGACGGGAGCUUCCUGUAAAGUCAGAGCAGACAGAGCUUAGUGCAAAUGAUUCCAUCACUAGGCUGGAUCCCGCCUGGGAAAAUGCAUUCCCACUUAUUGAUCUGUCUUUUGUAGAGUCUGCUAGUACAAGCAUCAGGCUUUUGCCCUCCUAAAGGCUGCACAGUCGAAUUCACACUGUAAUCUCUCUUGUGUUUUUUUUUUCUUUGUCAUAAAAGCAACAGUGUAAACUUCUGAAGUAAGGUGAUAUUAAAGUAUUAUGUAAGCUUUAUCUCAAUCCACUCUGCUAUAGCAGCUUAUGCUUUGACCUGGAUACUCAGAAUGCAGUCCCAUUAUAAGCUUACAGGAACCACAGGACUCAAUAUGUAGUGUUAAUGUUAUAAUCUGUCUCCAUGUACCAACUGUAUAAAGGGAACAUAUGAAAGGAGAUAUUCACAUAAGCAGAAAGCUGUCAAGUGAAAACUUGUAAGAAAAAGUCCUCUGCCCUGCAGCUUGCAGUGUGAUUGCAUCAGUGACCACAAAACAAUGUGAUCUCAUUCCACUAUCCAGCAGUGUCAAACUAAUCACUCUAAUCUAGUUCAGUAUGCAAACUGAGCUGCAGCCAAAACAGGGAGACAACUAAGUAAGAGUUGUCUUUUUUCAAUUACAGAACUCAGAGCUUACUCCUCUGAGAAAGUAUUGGCAAGUCGGUGAUGAAGAGACAGACAGUGGAAAAUGAGUCCGGGGGGUUUAUCAGAUUAAGCUCUGCAGCUACAUCAGCAAGCGCUGUUGUUUGCGCACGUAAAUGUCUGGUGUGUGGGCAUAUUUUAAGCUCCAAAUGUAGAAUCUGAUCCAAGGGAAAGCAAAAUGUUAUUUAGAUUUGAUAUAUUUAGUUUGAUCUUGAUGUCUUCCCUGGUUUAAUGGACUGAACUCUUUUUUUGUCUGAAAUAAAGCAACAACUGUUUUUUAAAAGUGCAUGCUAGUGUGUACAGUAUUUUGCACUGGGGCCAGUUGGAGGGAAGUACAGUAUGGAAAUGAGUGAUAAUAAAGACCAGAGGUGAUCUGCAUCAACAAGACUCUUCCUCCAUUUAUCACAUUUGCAUGAACAGUAAAAAGUAGAUUAAUUUGUGUGUGCCUGAAGGAAGGCUGUUGAACUGUUAAUCAAAUGUAAAUUUGAUCAAACUAUAUCUAGAAGUGUAAAAUUAAGAACAAAGUCUUUUUUUUAAAUCAAAACAUCUGUGAUGAAAAUUAUCCUCUCUAAAGAAAAAUUGUGUCCAUCCUGCUCACUGCCACAGUCACUUCAGGUUACGGUCCCUGAGCAAAGCCCUGAUUGCUAGCUUAGUCACACCCUGACCCCUGACCUGUGCUGAGUUCCUUGUGGAGGCUGGCAUCUGUGUUAACUGACUGAGAGCUGACAUCAUCUUAUUUCCAUCCAGUAAUGAGAAGCAGAGUGUUUGAGUCACCUGAAGAAAUGGUGUUGUGACUCGCUGUUAAUCCUCCAGAGAGACUUCUAGUGUUACCAGCAGUGGCUUUGUAAAGAUUAGGUCAUACCAUGUAUUUACCUACAUCCUCAUGCUAACCUUAGUUGGGAGGAGACCAUCCAAUGGUAUUGCACAUACAUUCUGGAGAGAAGAGUACCACUUUACUUUUUAUCUGGUGCUUGAAGUUGCAUUGAGACAAACUUUAACAAACAAACCAGCAUUUUUUUGCACCUAUCACAGAUGUAAAUGCACACAUACUGUACACCUGUAGUGGUGCAUCUAGACUGCUGGGAACUCGGCCAACAUAAAACUGAAAGUAGCUUAUGUCUGUAGAAAGUGCCAAAACAUUGGCUAGCACAGAGACAAAUUUACUACCUCAUUUCCCUUGAAACGUUACAGACACACUUUGUUUUAUGAAGUUCCUCAUAGCCACAAUAAGUGUUCAAAGAUAUGGUAAAGUUGUGCAAACUGUCUUUUAGUGUGUACAGUAAAGAGAAGAAAGUGCACAACAAAGUCUUAAGUUCUCUGCUUCAGAUUUAUUGCUGUUCUUUAGCCGUGGAGUUGACAUCAGGGUCCAUAGGUCAGAUCUGAUUUGAAGCUGAGUAUGUUAGUGUGUCUAUCAGGUCUUUUUCCUUUUGGCUAUUCACUGUUUUUUUCACCUUUGGGCAGCAGUGUGGGAACUCAGCCAGAGCAUUAGUGUAAGGCUCUUUUGUAACAAUGUUGUAAUGCUGACUGAGCUCAGGAUUGGGUGGAGGCAACGGGUGCUGCUAAAAUUCCUGUUAGCGACAGAUUUUGAUGAAGAACAAACUCGAUUUGAUCAAGAGAGAAACCUUAAGCCCUUCCAAACACAGGGGACUGAGACUUAUGUAUGUUUCAUGGCGUCCACUUGAAGGAUUUAGCUGCUUUUAAAUGUCAGACUGAGCCUCUGAAAAGGUCAACUUAGUGUCACUUUUAGUGCAGGGAGACAUUCUGCCUGGAAGCGAAAAUUGAAAAUGCAUUGACUCUGACCCUGAUUCAACUGAUCAGUCUGCACUGAUUGAUCCGCGCCUGAUACAGUGCACCCAAUCAAUGUCAGCCAUUGUUUGAUGAGUUCGGCCUUUUCUCAGUAAUUGAUCAGGUCUAGGUCAGAUCUUAAUGUCCUCAUACAGCUCUUACAUGCUGAUAAUGACAUAAAGUGUAAACCAUAGUUUAUAUGUUGCAAGAUCUGCAAGUUUUUAGAUUCUUCUUACAAUCAAGUCUGAUUUUCUGUAACAAUCUGUGAAUAUCUUCCGUCAAUCAAUACCAUUUUGUUUUGAUUGAAAAUAAUCAUAUAAAUGUGGGUGUUGAUCACUUCAGACUCCCCUUUUUGAUUCACACUGAUUCAUCUUAUGACUCAGUUCUUCCAUGGGUGUGUACAUGGACUGUCUUGGGAAUUUGAUAACAACAAAGUGACGGCCAGUGAUAAGUAAAUUAUCAGUGUGCUGUGUUUUCCUACUGCUAUGACUGUUCGGUGGCAUUUUUCCGUCAUUUAAGCACACUUUAUUACAGUUCGCUGUCCUUAGCAGCAUUUUAAUUAUUCUUAUUGUUGCACAACACGAAUAACUCAUGACAUCUCUCACUGGCCCUGCAAGCGCAGAGGAUUGUGGGUCAGCAAAGUCAAACACAUGCCAUCUUGCAUGCUGAAUAAUGCAGAAUGUUAAAGGGAUAUUCCGGUGUAAAAUUAAUUUAGGGUCUAACACACCAUAACACCAAGUUAGAUACCCCCCGUCGAGAGAUGAAUGUUGCCGACUGCUUGCUUCUCUAGUUAUACCAACUUUAGUAAUGACCGCAGAUAGCAAUACACAGAGCUACGCGCUCAACGAAAACGCCACUGUAUAGCCACAAAUAAUGCUCAGAACAGCACCUAACUUCAUCAACUGUACAUAUAGGGUCCCAGCCAUAGCACUAGCCACCAAACAUCUUUUUAGUUUUGCCUGAUUUCUUUAGCAAAGAGACUAAACACAACUCACCGUCUCUCUCCUAGCAACCACUUCUUGUUUUUACGGAGACCUCUGGGCGAGUCCAACGACUGCAGCGGGGUGACACAGCUCAAGGAAGAACAUUUAUGAUCAUUUAUUUAUCAUUUUCUAGAGUAAUUAGCAUCAUAUGAAUCAUUUUGCACUGCAGACAAGGUAGUUCUUCUGCCUUAGCGUCUCGGUCUGAUUGCAUUUCUAUGAAGUAAGAAUCAUAAAUGAGGCAUUUUCUGUGUUUAGUGGACAUGUAUUUGGACUUCUUAAAUGUUCUGCUUUAGCAAGUAAUAGAGCAUUAUUAAGUAUCGAUAUUGAGGAUCACCCUAAAAGCCUGCACUCUUACUAGCAGCUCCAUGGGGGCUUUGGUGUGGUGUUUUGAACCAAAUGCUACAAUCAGUAUUGUAGCAGCAGCUCACAUCCACCACUGUGCCGGAGAGAAAGUUAAGGACAUGCCUCAUUCAUCAAAUUCAUCAUCCGUACACUCGAGGUGUCUGGCCUCAAAUGAACAGCUAUCUAUUAUGUGCUUGAUGUUUCAGUUUGGAUCAGAGAGGUAGACCAACUGCCAUUCAAAUCAGAGUCCUGCAGUCACUCAGCUACAACCAACUGCCUGAUUUAAAUGUCCAACAAAGUGACAGUGCCUGUCCUUCUUUUGCAUUUUGUUAAGCUUAUUGUCAAGUAUAUUUCCAUACCAAGACCAGCUGUUAUGACCUUUUUAUAAAGAGAUCAGGGAUGGACAGAGACCACAUGCUGGACACUGGCUCUCCACUCUCUUCUGUGUUGUCUGUCUCAAAGGGGCUGAGGAGAAAUUUCACGGCAUUCCAAGGAGAUGUAGUAGAUAAGGCAAGAAUAAUACAAGGCUAAGUGAGAGGAGUGGUUUUAUUACCUCACCCAGAGCCAGGCACAAUCUGUUUUUGAUAUGAAAAUCACCUGGAGCUCCACUCAAGACACCAAGGAACAGUAAGGUAGGCUGACAGGAGCUAAACCGGGAAUUCUCACUGUGCAAUUAGAGUAAGGAGUGGAUGGCAAGAGGCCAGUCUGGUCCACAAAUUAAUUUUGCUUGGCAACAGUGAUGCAGGCUAGCCGAGGGAAUGGUCUGAGUGGGCCAAAAUAAAGGGGAAGAGAGGGGAAAAUAGAUCCCUUUUAAGUUUUUGAUUUUGAAAUUGACAGAAAAGUUGGCUCAGGAACAUUUUAGGUGAAAGAACCGCUGUAAUGUGUACCAAAUUUAAGACAGUAGAAGAGGCUGCAGAGUCUUUUGUAAAAGGACAGAGUGAGUUACAGUGACUCAGAGCUCACGCCGUUCCACACUGCUGCUUUGUCCCACUCUAGCUUCCAGAGCAGGUGGGGAAAGAGCUGAUUUAAGGACUUUGGCCUAAAGAGUUCAACUGCCAUUUAAUGAUUCAAAUGGCAGGUUAAGCUACCAGCACUUGCUACCCUCAUUUCCAUGCCUGAGUGUUAUUUCAUAAUUUGGCUGUUAAAUAAUCCACCUGUCCCAACUUCUAGCUGUGGAGCCGGGAGGAGAACACACAGAUGUGUGUGUGUGUGUGACCAGACAGGAGGACAAAAUUAUCAAUAAUCAAGUACAGAGCCUUGCUACCUCAAACAUAUUGAGUGUGAUUUUAGGUGUGUAAAUGUGUGUGAGUCUGUGUGUGUGUGUGCCCAUGUGUGCAGUUGAGUCUGAAUGUGUGUCUCCUUGCAGCAGGCCUUAUUUGGCUUGUGUUUGACCAGUUACCUCCUCUCAAGUCCCAGAGGAGCUCUUGUUUCCGUCUAGCCUUGUACGGCCAUCCUCCCUCCUAAACACACCCACUGAGAGCUUAUUGGGCCACAAUUUCAUACUCUAAAUCACACACACGCACACACACAUGAAGACAAGCAAAAAACAGAAGCAAUACAUCUGGACUGUUCUAUCCACUCUGUAGCCUCUCCAUGCUCUUGUUAUUUGUGAGUGUAUGUUAGACAAAGGGAACACUACAGAGUAAUUCAACACCUCAAAGUACAGUCUAGACACACCUCUGUUUCCUGUUAGUUUAUAAAGUUUAUUUUUUCGCAUCCUCUAAUAAGAAAGUGUAGAUUUACACCGAGCAGUUGGAACUGCUGUAGAAUGGUCACAGCUGAUACAGGUGAUAAAUACUGCGAUGUGCUAAUGAAACACAUCUGCCUUUUGUGAGAAUAGGGUGCCUUUUGAAAAAGAGUCACAUCUGCUUGACAUUCUCACAAAGUGAGAAAGAGUGUGUGGUAACUACACAGUCUGUCUCUGAGGGAAAUAUGCUCAAUCUGGUCUAUUAAAGCAGACAGGCUUUGGCAACUUUUCAGCGAAAAAGUAUGCAAAGUGUCGUAAAUGCUUUUGAAGUGCCUCUGUUAUAAACCACAGAGGAAAAUUUCCUGUUAAAAAAUCAAAAGUCCAAUUCAGAGAGACUGCUAUCUUUCUCUUUCUCCCCUGUAGCCUCUUCAUGCAAACAAAACACUCUCUGCUCAGCCUUGCUGGAGUUCACCCUUUUCACCAAUCUUUUAUCACUUAAUUUAUGUGUCGCCAAAUGAGUGGUAACUUAGUAACAGAGAAGCCAGUUAUCUCAGAAGUGUAAUUUCUCACAGCAGAGAAGAAGUGUCCUUAUUUUAGCAGCAGACUGACGACAGCAUGCUGAACUGAGGCCCUUAUGUUUCCUCAUGAGGUUGAAGUUAACACAUGUCUAACUGACAACUUCCCCUCUGUCACCCUCUCUAUCUUCUCCACGCAGAUUAAGAAGCAGCAGCAGGAUGUGAUGGGCUUCCUUGCAGCGAAUAAGAUCGAAUUCGAGGAGUGUGACAUCGCAGCCAAUGAGGCAAACAGGAAGUGGAUGAGAGAGAAUGUUCCGGAGGAGUCCAGGCCGGCUACGGGCAACCCGCUCCCCCCACAGAUAUUUAAUGAAAGCCAAUACUGCGGGGUGAGUGAAACAUGUACUUAGAUCCUGUGAGUUAUUGGCACAUUAAUGUUAAUGGUAGUAUAAUAGUAAUCCUCUGAUAAGUCACUUUUAUGGGGACAUCGGUAUCAUAAAGCACAGUGGGUCUACCCUUAUUAUUUUUUUAAAGCUGUACUUAUUUUUUAAAGCCCCUCUACAUUUUUUUAAGUAAAAGAACAAAGAAAUUACUUUGCACAAUGUGAAGGCUAUCACUGAAGCUAGCCCUGUCGAUUUGAGCUCAGAUUUGUGGCUCUUACUUUACAAUUUCACUAUAAAGCGAAAUUGCUUGUUCUUACAUACUGAACCCUGCAAAGAUGUGAUUUAGGUGUCCCAGUGUGUGAUUUCACAUUGCAUUACUGCCCUGCAGAAGCACAAGAGGCAUGAAAUGUAAACAAACAGCAGGAGCUCCACAUACACACACAGCAUUGUUCUGCCCUGCUGGCUCAGCUGUUACACAUUGCUACUUUCUUCCCCUCCUUAUGCCUCUGAUUCUACCUCUGAGGGAGGAGGAACAACUUCGCCCCACCAUUCCCCCUCCAUGCUUUGCAGACGAGGAGCAACUGGGGCGUAAAUAACCUGUCUGAAAUGGCAGUUUGUAAGAGUCCCUUGCUUUAGCGUCUUACUGUCGAGGUUUAACCUCUCUUCAAUUAUUAGCUCACUCUUAUGAUUCUCAUACUGUCUUCAUUAUUAGCUGUAUGUACCCGUCCAACUUCAGCAUGUAAACCAAGUAGCAACUCAGCCGGUGAACAUUGCUAAGCAUUUAGCUGCUUAACAACCCUUAAUUUAGGGUCAAACACACUGCAACACCGAAUUAGACACCCCCUCAAGAGAUAACUUUAGUAACGACAUCACGAUAGCAAUACACAGAGGUCUAAUGAGCCAUAAACAAACCUCAACCAAAAUGUCACUCUAUAGCCACAAAUAAUGCUCAGAACAGCACCUAACUUCAUCAACAGUACAUAUAGGGUCCCAGCCAUAGUACUAGCCACCACACAUCUUUUUAACUUUGCCUAAUUUUUGUAGCAAAGAGACUUAACACAACUCACCUACUCUCUUCCAGCAGCCGCUUGUUUGUAGUGAGACCUCAGACCAGUCCAUUAUGGACUGCUGUGGGGUGACGCAGCUCAAGGAAGAACAUUUAUGAUCAUUACUUUAUGGAAAUGCAAUCAGACCGAGAUACUAAGGCAGAAGAACUACUGUGUCUGCAGUGCAAAAUGAUUAAUAUGGUGAUUAUUACUUUAAGGAAAUGAUAAAGAAAUAAUUAUAAAUGUUCUUCCUUGAGCUGCGUCCCCCGCUGUAGUCUGUAGUGGACUGGUCUGAGGUCUCACUACAAACAAGCAGCUGCUGGAAGAGAGUAGGUGAGUUGUGUUUAGUCUCUUUGCCAAAGAAAUCAGGCAAAGAUAAAAAGAUGUUUGAUGGCUAGUGCUAUGGCUGGGACCCUAUAUGUACUGUUGAUGGAGUUAGGUGCUGUUCUGAGCACGAUUUGUGGCUAUAGAGUGGCGUUUUGGUUGAGGUUUGUGCGUAGAGUGAUAGACCGCUGUGUAUUGCUACUGUGCGGUCGUUACUAAAGUUAGUAUAACUAGAGAAGCAAGCGGUCAGCAACAUUCAUCUCUCAACAGGGUGUCUAACUCGGUGUUACGGUGUGUUUGACCCAAAAUUAAUUUUAUGCCGGAAUAUCCCUUUAAAUGCAGUAACGGACAGCUGUAACGUCCCCGAGGUACUUAUUAGAGGAUGAGGGGAUGAACAAUAACAGAAAAAAAAACAAAUGAAAAGCAGAGAUUAGAAAGCAAAAAGUAAUUCUAAGACAAAGGCUGCUCUAGUGAGAUACAAAAUAAAAGGUCACAAUACACCAAAAGAACUCAGAGACACUAAGUCCCAAAACACCCCUCUGUUCUCUCUGAGAGGAGACGAGCACAGCUCGAGCCAGAGUCCACAGUCAAUGCAUGAAUUAAAGAAUCAUUUCAACUACAAGUUCUUUCUCCCUUUCCUCUCCUGCUCCUUAUAUCGCAGGUCCUGAUGAGCACUCAGCCUCUGGUGAGCUUGAUUGACUGGACUCAGGGUGAGAAUGGCGCCUUGGAGCAGGACAGGGACAGAGAGAGAACCACCUGUAACAACAGGAUUUGAUUCAUAUUUAACAUAUAUUUACACUGUACGUGCAUCAAUAGGAGUUUAGCUCUAUGUCAGCCAGGUUUGAAAAACAGAUCUUCUAAUCUAAAUUGCAGCAGCAUUUAGUUAGACCUAACAUGAAUCAACCACAAGCAACAUUUGGCAAUAGUGGAUAAACUUCCUUUUACAGGCAGAAACCUUGAGCAGCACUAGACUGGUGGUAAAAAAUACAAUACAAGAAAAAUUUAAUUGAUCCCCAAAGGGAAAUUCAUGUGUCUGGAUUCUCAUCUCAUUUAAUAUUAAAUAUUAUUUAAUAUAUUUAUUUAUUAUUAUUAUUAUUAUUAUUAUUAUUAUUAUUUAUUAAAUAUUAUUUAAUAUAUUAAAUAAUAUUUAAUAUUAAUAUUAAAUACCAAUAACUCCAGCUCAUCACUUUUGUUUGGCAGAGAAUGAAUGUUUCCAUGAAGACUGAUGAAAGAGAGGGCUUAUAUCUCCAUUCCCAAACGUUCAACUCUGCCUUCACCUGUGCACCAGCACGGCAACCACAAAAACACCUCCAGAUGUCUGCGGGAAUUGGAUGUUGCCACCCAGAUUUGCUCCGUUUCAAUGAAAAAAGCUCCUCUUCUGAAAAAACUCCUUUCCCAGAAGAAAUAUCUAUCAGAAGUGGACAAAUUAUGAUGAAAAUAUGAAAAAAAUGAGUAAGAAUUGCAGAAAAUUCAGAGAGACCAGGCUUUGCUGCUUCUUGGUUGAGUGCAGGUUCUAGGAUUGGCUUUAAAAAGGUCAUCUACACUUCAUCCGCUAAGAGUAGGCGGUGAGACAGAUGAUGCAAACAUGUGACAGCAGUGCAAAUAAUUAUGGUUAAAAUUUGUGAUUUGAGCAUUAAUAUCCAUUGAUAAUGACUGAUGAUCAUAACUGUAGCAGCUUUAGUCAAGCAGAUUCCCAGUAGCAGCUGGUAGAUCCACAGGAAUCAACCUGAACUGUCAGGGGAAGUGAUAAACUCGGAUCAAAAACAGGAUCAGAAAUCACAGCACCCACUGAAGGUAUAGGUUGUUGUUGUUCUGGCUGCAGCCCUGAACAGAUAAACACUGUCAUGUACUCCCAUUAGAAAGACUCAGGGUCUGUGGUUCGGGUGUACUGAGGCGUCCUGCUGUGCAGCCAGUUGAUGCCUGUAAGUGAGAUUGCACAUUUGGGAUGGGCUGUAUUGAAUGUCACGGACAAAGAGAACAGCAUUUCCCAGGAUGCUUGCAGCUGUGUGUGCGUGUCUCCUGGUAUGCAUGUGGGAGAAAAGAGCAAAAAACAAAAGAAAGAAAAGGUUCAAGGAAUCAGGAAGAGAAAGAGGGAGAGAAAACAGUUCUGCAGACAAAUAAACAGCAAAUGGUUGAAUGUGUUUGCUUGUUUACUCUUGGCCACAUUCUCAAAGACAAAACCCUCCUGUCAGUUUGGCCACUGAAGCCUGUCUUUGGACAAACAACACAACCCAGAUAAUGCCUGUGUCUCACAAAGAGGUCUCCAUGUGGCAGUGCUGCUCAGAUUGUCACCCUGAGGCGCUGCUCCAAACCUGAUUUCCAUGAUCAUUCUUGAGGCGAGAGCAGCUGAUUUUCCUGAUGGAUUUGCACCUGAACUUCUCUCUUUCUGUGUGUCUUUGUUUUCUCAGAAUUACGAGGCCUUUUUCGAUGCCAGGGAGGACAAUGCCGUGUAUGCAUUUCUGGGUCUGACUGCUCCCCCGGGCUCAAAGGUAAUCUUAUGAACACAAACACACUGAUGUCUGUCCUUUCUUUGAACUGCAUUCCUCCAUCCUAACCAUGUUUCCUGUAAAAACGGCUUAUGUGCCUGAAUAUAUAUUUAUCUUCACAGUGUGAUUUUCAUACAGAAAACACAUAUUACAUAAUACAUCUGUUCAUGAUAUUCAAACACCCAGGCUGGCCUCCUCUGCUUUUCCCCCUUUACUCAUGCACACUGGUGCCUCCUCUCAGCCAUUACAGGAACUGCAGGGAGGUGUGCCAGUUACCAUAGAAACAGAGGGGCUUUCCUGUAGCUGUGGCAGGGGAUUCAUAAACCAAUAUCCUCCAUUUUAACCUAACGCAAUCUUCUCCUUCUCUUCCUUUGUCUCUGUGUCUGUUUGUCUCCAGGAGGCCGAGGCUCUAGCAAAGAAAGCACAGCAGUAG
Molecule: messenger RNA, 11769 nt
Organism: Xyrichtys novacula (pearly razorfish)
Lineage: Eukaryota; Metazoa; Chordata; Actinopteri; Labriformes; Labridae
Source: the annotation of a GenBank genome assembly